Plasmodium inui San Antonio 1 is the source of this 1455-nucleotide messenger RNA. RefSeq lists its product as hypothetical. The record is from RefSeq and is a predicted model, not a curated record. The transcript is spliced from 2 exons. The coding region runs from base 1 to 1455 and encodes 484 amino acids. Lineage: Eukaryota; Apicomplexa; Aconoidasida; Haemosporida; Plasmodiidae.
AUGGCUCCUAUAAGCAAAUACAAUAACAAUAGCGGUAAAAUGAACAUCUUCCCUUUCACCGUGAAGGUUUUCACCUUUGCCUGCGUUGUAGCUUGUUUCUUCCAAAACUACGAAAAUGACUCAUAUACGAGGUCAUGCACCAAGAGCUAUGGAUACCAGGUCCCAUCAUAUGAGACAAAAUUCAACAGAAUGUUAGCUGAGGCCGCCGAAGCUGCCACUUCCGAUGCUGCCGACGCCGCCACAAAGGAAGAAGAACCCGCCGAAAAAAGCGUGUUCGAAGGAAUGAUAGGCAGUUUUGUAGACACUGCUUGUGAACAAUACGAGAAGGAAGUGAAACCAAAAUAUGAUGAAAUCGCAACUUCUAUUAGGAAAAAUUUCGAGGAAGAUAUGAAACCAAAGAUAGAAGCAAUUAAGAAAAGAAUUAAGAAGCAUUACCAAGAAAGUUUAAGAUCAGCAUUAGAUAGUUUAGAAGAUAAACUAAAGGAAUUUGUAAAGUAUCUCUCAGAAUUAGGUACAAAUGAAGAAUCAAGUAGCAACAACAUAAUCGACAUGGAAUUCAAUUUCACUGAAGGAAAUGAUUUUCCAACUGUUAAUGACGUUGCUCAGGAUGUACUUGAUCAAUUAGAUGACUCUGAAUGGUCCCUUCAUAAAAAAUACGAAGAUUUAAGAGAUGAAUUUGUUACCAAAUUGAAGGAUAUCCAAAAGGAAGUAAAACCAAAGAGUGAUGAACUUACCGAGAAAUAUUUGAAUGAACUCGAAAUGAGAAUGAAACCGAAAGUUGAUCAGUUAGCUGCAGCCAUAAAAGACAUCCAAAAUGAAAUUAAACCCCAAUUUGAUGAUAUUAAAGAAAAGUUAUUAAAAGAUAUCCAAGAAGAAGUAAAGCCCAAAGUACAAGUAUUUGCUGAUAAAAUUUCCGAUCUCGAGAAAGAAGUCCUUCCAAACAUGAAUAAAUUCGCUGAUAAAAUUAAAGAUAUCGAAAAAGAUGUUCAACCCAAAAUUGAUGAUGUAAAAGCUAAAUUUAAAGAUCUUGAAAAGGAAGUAAAACCCAAAAUUGAAGACUUCGCAUCCAAAUUAAACAUCGAAAUUGAUGAAGACGUAAAAAAAAUUGAGAAUGUUGUAAGCAAAGUAAGAAAUGAAAUUGAAGCUGAAGUGAAACAUAAAAUUGAAGAUUUCGCAUCUAAGGUGAAAACUGAUAUUGAGAAAGAUAUGAAACCAACUGUCGAUGAGUUAAGAAAAGUCAUUGUAGACAAAUUAACCGAAAUUGAUCAAGAUUACGACCCAUCUUUUGAACAAACCAUAAAAGAAACAUUCGAAAAGAUCAGUGAAAAUAUACCAGUCAAGAAGGAAGAUAUCUCGGAAGUACAGAAAACUAUUAAAGAAAACUUAAAAACCUGCAAAGAAACCAUCGAUUCGGUGAUCAAUGGAAAAUUGUUACGUGGAUUUAAAUUGUUAUAA